UCAAAACGAGUCGUUUUUACGCCGCCUGCUAAUGUCAGCGUAAUUAAUAUUCAUAAAGAAUUAUUUAAAGAUGAAUUUGGCCAUUAUGUAUUGGUGCAGAUGACACGAAAUAUUGUAUGGCAGUUCUCGUUCAUCACUAUUGGUGUAUACCCGUGGGACCCGUGGUCAGUUUUGAUUGAAUAAAGAAUAGCGUCACACGUCCCAAAGUCAAUCAAGUUUAGUGGCUCGGUCGCUUUCAUACAACUUUUUAUAAAAAAAAUUGUUAACGGUCCAUUUAAAAUGUACAAUAUAAGCUUUAUGCCUUUUAUUAGUACGUAGUGAUUGUAUAGAAAUGUAUAACGGGGUUCUGCAAUGAAUUAAUAUUUAGAUUCCUUUGCGUACUUCGUUAUUUUAUUUUUUGUGAUAUCGAAUUAUUUCUUUAAGGUUGACAGAAAGUUGUGUUGGUUUCCUGUGAGAUUUUAAUGUAGUGUUGUGAUUAAGUUCCAAAAAUGUGUAUUAUAGUAAAAGUGUUAGUGUUUUUUACUUUAUUCGUAAGCCCAAUAGUUAUGUUUCGGACGCCCUACGACCAGCAGGAAUAUUGCGGGGAAUUGUUCAGCCAAUACGAUCCGCACCUGCUCGAUACAUUCAAGUUAGAGAUGUCUCAAGGUAUCGAGAGGUUCUUCCUGCUGUCCUACUGCCUGGCGUGUUGCUGGCCAGGACUGGGCGCUAAGAGCGAGCUGCGCGUCGUCAGGCAAUGGGCUGUCCUAGACUUCAACUUCCCGAGCGAGGAGGCAAGAACCGAGGCCUUAGAGAAACAGUACUUCGUCCCGGGGAACUCCGUGCCUAUUGAUGUCGAUGUGCAUCAUAGACAAGGUGCACUUCCAUCACGCAUCUUCGUGACAAUCCCGCGAUUCGACAUAGGUCGCCCCAUGACACUGGGUACAGUCGACGAGAAUGGGAAGCUCACCGCCUAUCCCGACUACAGUUGGCAUGAGAACCAGGGCUCCAACUGCCAGGGUAUGACGUCAGUCUUCAGAAUUGCUAUCGACCAAUGCCAGCGUCUGUGGGUGAUGGAUGUCGGCAAGAUCGGAGACAACCAGGUGUGCCCCCCUCAGCUGCUCGCCUUCGACCUCGCCACCGAUCAGCUAAUCUAUCGCCACGUCGUCAACUCAUCCGCGUACACCGGCGGGUCUCUAUUCAUCACACCGAUAGUAGACGUUCGUCCGCGCGGCCCCGGUGACUGCGCCGACACGUUUGUGUACGCUGCUGACGUCUCCGGCUUCGGUCUGCUGAUAGUGGACAUCAAGAGAAAUCUGUCAUGGCGCGCUGUCCACAGAUACUUCUACCCUUACCCUUCAAGAGGCACCUUUACUAUUGAUGGUGAAUCCUUUGAUCUUAUGGACGGUUUAUUUGGCAUGGCUUUGUCGCCGUACCAGCAGGGCCGUGACCGUUACCUCUACUUCCACGCCUUAGCUGCCACCACCGAGAACAUCCUCAAUACCAAAGUGAUCAGGAAUGACUCCCUCCUCCAAGAUCCCAACAUUGACCCAGAUGCAGUCUACGCAUUCCCCCACGAACGUCCUUCACAGUCAGCGGCCGAAGCUAUGGACCAAAGCGGUAUCCUUUACUUCGGCAUGAUGGACCCGCCAAGCAUUUGGUGUUGGAACACAGCCACUCAGUUCCAUGUCAAGAACUUCCAUGCAGUGGCCAUUAACCAGGAAACAUUACAAUUCGCAAGUGGACUCAAGAUCGUAAGGAACUCUAAGGGAGAAGAAGAAUUAUGGGUACUAACGUCAAGUUUCCAGAGAGUAAUGACGGGGUCGAUGUCACCCGAUAGGAUAAACUUCAGGAUUCACGCUGAGAAAGUGCCAACUAUUUUGGAGAACACGCCCUGUAGGGCUGCCCCAAAGGGGGAGGGGCCUGGUCACCACGCGGACAUAGUCGCGUCCCGUGCGGGGCACAUGCGGAGACCGUACAGGUAUGGCUCCGCAUGGUAUCUCUAGAGAUAAGUGCCAUGGCUGAACGAUUGCUCAGGAGAUUCUUGAAGGAAAAAGUGUAGAAAUGCGGAGAUAUGUUUAAAUCGUUGUAAGUUGUUCAAAUCUCGUAAUUAUUCUUACUUAAAUACCGGUAUUAAAUGACUGAAGUCUAAGCAUAUAACUUGUUAUUAAUUACGCUUAAAUAAACGAGCAAACGCUUUUACAAAAUAUUAGCUUAUAGACCAAAGUGAGACUGUAUAACCAGUGAUGCCUUAUAUUAGAGUUUUCCGAUCAGUUGCUACCGUGUCACAAAAAAAUGAAAACCGUUUCUGGUAUCACCGAAAACGUUAAAAAAGUCUCGUUUAUACUGGUAUGUCCAAACUACAAAUAGGUAUUGUAUACAACAUUAAAAAUAAAUAAUUUAAAUUUAAAACA
Messenger RNA from Trichoplusia ni (cabbage looper), 2390 nucleotides. It is a transcript of the gene Y-d, whose product is annotated as protein yellow-like. Gene Ontology annotation, cellular component: extracellular region. Bases 489 to 1982 code for a protein of 497 amino acids. The transcript is spliced from 7 exons. The record is from RefSeq and is a predicted model, not a curated record. NCBI's taxonomy places the organism in Eukaryota, Metazoa, Arthropoda, Insecta, Lepidoptera, Noctuidae.